AUGGCUGCUCCAGUAGACACGUCCUUCUGCCUCGUCGGCCCCGUGCCGUUCAAGGACGUGCACCAGGACGACGACGACCAUGCGAUGCCCCAGGCCGAGGACGCGGACGUGCACGAGGACGACGAGGACGACCAUGUGAUCAUCACCAGCCCGGGCUUGCCGUUGCGGCUUCACCAGGGCGUGUGGUUGUUCGACGAUCUUCGCCCCGCGUCCAUCUCCGUCCAGCGGCGCUUUGUCCUGCGGCCCGGCGACGUGCUCCUCCCUCCGAAAUGCGGCACCACCUGGCUCAAGGCGCUCGCCUUCGCCACCAUGGCGCGGGCCGCAUACCCGGUCUCCGACGCCAACCACCCGCUCCGCCGCCUCAACCCGCACGAGUGCGUCCCCUUCAUGGAGGCCCUGUUCAGCGAGGGCCAGAAGGCCAAGCUGGAGGCGCUGCCGUCGCCUAGGCUCCUGCAGACGCACAUGCACCACUCCAUGCUGCCUCACUCCCUCGCCGGCACCCCGGACUGCAAACUCGUCUUCAUCUGCAGGGAGCCCAAGGAUAUGCUGGUUUCCUCGUGGCACUUGUACAGAAGCACACGAGGCGUCACCUUAUCCUUCUCCGACAUGUUCGAGCUGGCGUGCGAGGGCAAGAUCGCGUAUGGCCUUCUCUGGGACCAGCUCCUAGGCUACUGGAACGCGAGCAAAGCAGCUCCGGAGAGGGUCAUGUUCCUGAGGUACGAGCAGAUGAUGGCCGAUCCGGUCAGCACCGUCCGGGAGCUCGCGCGGUUCCUUGGUGUGCCCUUCACGCCGGCCGAAGAGGCGGCGGGAGUGCCGGCCGACAUCGCCGAGAUGUGCAGCAUCGGGGCGAUGAGAGGCCUGGACGCCAACAGAAGAGGAAGCACUGGGACCAUGCCUAUCCAGUUCCGGCAUGAAACCUUCUUCAGAAAAGGGGUUGUCGGGGACUGGGUGAACCAUAUGACGCCCGAGAUGGCCCGGCGCAUCGAUGCCAUCUUGGAGGAGAAGCUUGGUGGAUCGGGCCUCACCUUCUCGUCUUCUUGA
Aegilops tauschii subsp. strangulata is the source of this 1041-nucleotide messenger RNA. RefSeq names its product cytosolic sulfotransferase 5-like. NCBI's taxonomy places the organism in Eukaryota, Viridiplantae, Streptophyta, Magnoliopsida, Poales, Poaceae. The record is from RefSeq and is a predicted model, not a curated record. Gene Ontology annotation, molecular function: sulfotransferase activity.